UACAAGAAGCGAUUAACAAAAAUGGAUUCUCAUGGUCAAUCUCAAAGCUACAAAGCUGGUGAAACCAAAGGCCGCACUCAGGAAAAGACGGAACAUGCAAUGGGUACAGUGAAGGAUAAAGCUGGCCAAGCCAUGGACAAGGCGUCAGAGACUGCUCAGGCUGCUAGAGGCCAUGCUCAACAGACCAAGGACAGUACGGGGCGCAAGACAUCUGAGACUACUCAAGCUGCUAAAGAACGGGCUGGUGAGGCGAAAGAUAGCACAGGCAGUUACUUGCAAGAGAAAACUGGAGCUGCAAAGGAGAAGGCAUCGGAUGCUGCUCAGUAUGCCAAAGAAACUACCCAAGCUGGUGCGCAGAAGACUGGUGGCAUGCUAUCGAGUGCCGCUGAACAAGUAACUGGUGCAGCUAAAGGUGCUGUUGAUGCUGUCAAGAAUACUUUUGGCAUGGCUGGUGCCGGUGAUGAUCCUACAGCUGACAGGGAUUAG
Molecule: messenger RNA, 486 nt
Organism: Papaver somniferum (opium poppy)
Lineage: Eukaryota; Viridiplantae; Streptophyta; Magnoliopsida; Ranunculales; Papaveraceae
Product: late embryogenesis abundant protein 7-like
Exons: 2
Coding region: 22-486 (154 amino acids)
Source: RefSeq, a predicted model, not a curated record